Trichoderma harzianum CBS 226.95 is the source of this 976-nucleotide messenger RNA. RefSeq lists its product as hypothetical. The coding region runs from base 47 to 763 and encodes 238 amino acids. The record is from RefSeq and is a predicted model, not a curated record. Lineage: Eukaryota; Fungi; Ascomycota; Sordariomycetes; Hypocreales; Hypocreaceae. The transcript has a single exon.
GUCUCUUAAUGGGCACAGAAUUUGCUUCUUACAAUAACAAGCAAUAAUGGAGCAAAUAUCCGGAAUAAUUGAGCGGGGUCUUCCCAACGCCGUCGUCUACGAUCUCACAACGCCGAACGAAGUUACAGUCACGCUUCCAUCAAGAUCAACCUGGUCCAGCGGUCUUCACUGGCACGAAACCCACACAGAAUAUCUCAAGGUCAUCAAAGGCAGCAUAAAGGUCCGCCUAGGGGAUACCGAGCAAAUCAUCACCGCGAGUAAAACGAACCAGCCCGAAAUCAAGGUUGAGCGAUACGCCUGGCAUGAAUGGCAGCGAGCGCAACUAGACGGAGAAGAAGUCAUCGUUAUUGAGAGGACAGACCCAGAGGAUGGCGAAAAAGCCUUGUUUUUCUGGAACCUCAAUGGAAUCAUUCUGAAUGCAGGGAGAGUCAUCAGUACGAAUGUGCCAGGGUUCUCCUUCUUCCCUGCGACGAUAAAGGACUUGAUCAUUGACUUUUGGAUCACGUUCAACCUCUUUAUCGUGUUUCACUCUUUGGACAACUUCCCAGUCAUUUUGAGUACGACGAAAUUCUGGAACGGAAAGGCAUCGCGCGCAAAGGCGGGUCCAUCAGCAGAUUGGUUUGUAUCUCAUGUAUUGUUGUCGCUUGCUUCUUGGGCAGGUCGCAUUUUUGGACUGCGGGCUGUAAGGCCAGAGUAUACGCCUGCUCAGCACUAUCAGCGUUGGAAAUCACAUAAUUAUCUUGAAAAGUCGAAGGAAUCUUGAUGAAUGGUGUGCUUUCAGUUUUUAAUGCGGGCCUUAAUGCGAUGUAUAUGGGUGUGUAUCGGUCUGCAGGUGAGAGAUGGGCGCUCUAUUUGGGAAUUGGAGAUGAUAUUCUCUAACGGGUUAUACAAAAAGAUUUAUAGGUACAUAGUCUUAUUAAGUACCAUCAGGUUUCAUGUUUUAAAUCGAUACUUUGCCGAAGAAUUAUUAUGCCUG